Heterostelium album PN500 is the source of this 2634-nucleotide messenger RNA. It is a transcript of the gene asns, whose product is annotated as asparagine synthetase. Gene Ontology annotation, molecular function: protein binding; asparagine synthase (glutamine-hydrolyzing) activity. NCBI's taxonomy places the organism in Eukaryota, Evosea, Eumycetozoa, Acytosteliales, Acytosteliaceae. Gene Ontology annotation, cellular component: cytosol. The transcript has 6 exons. The coding region runs from base 1 to 2634 and encodes 877 amino acids. The record is from RefSeq and is a predicted model, not a curated record.
AUGUGUGGAAUCCUUGCUAUUUUAGGUUCAUCAGAACCAGCACCAAAACUUAGAAAGAAGGCAUUGUCUUUGUCUGCCAGAAUUAGACAUAGAGGACCAGAUUGGAACGGUGUUUUUGCUUCUGAGGAUUCAAUUCUCACUCACGAACGUUUGGCUAUUGUCGAUUUGGAAAACGGUGCUCAACCACUUUUAAACGAAGACGAAAGCAUUGCUUUGACUGUCAACGGUGAGAUCUACAACCACAAGGCAUUACGUGAUAUCUACUUAUCAUCUGGUAAACACACAUUCAAAACCAACUCUGAUUGUGAACCAAUUUUACAUGCUUACGAAGAUAAAGGAGAUGAUUUCGUUGAUAGUUUAAGUGGUGAUUUUGCAUUUGUAUUAUAUGAUUCAAAGAGUAAAUCAUAUUUGGCUGCUCGUGAUCCAAUCGGUGUCGUUCCAUUGUAUAUUGGAUGGGCAAAGGAUGGAUCGACUUGGUUCGCCUCUGAAAUGAAGGCAUUGAAGGACGACUGUAUUAAGUUCCAAUCGUUCCCACCAGGACAUUACUACUCGAGCAAGACCAAGGAGUUUAUUCGUUACUACAACCCAAAGUGGUUCGACCAACACAUUCCAGCUCACACCAGCGAAGCUGAGGUUCUCCCAUUGAUUCGUGAAUCCUUUGAAAAGGCGGUUGUCGCUCGUAUGAUGUGUGAUGUUCCCUACGGUGUUUUGUUGUCGGGUGGAUUGGAUUCAUCGCUAGUUGCAUCGAUCGCUGCCAGACACGCCGAGAAGCGUACCGAAGAUUCCGAGCAAUCGCGUGCCUGGUGGCCAAGAUUGCACUCGUUCUGCAUUGGACUGCGUGACGCACCCGACUUGAAGGCCGCUCGUGAAGUAGCCGACUACCUCGGAACCGUCCACCACGAAUUCUACUUCACCGUGCAAGAAGGUAUCGAUGCACUCACCGACGUCAUUCGUUCGCUCGAAACCUACGACGUCACAACCAUUCGUGCAAGCACACCAAUGUAUUUCCUCGCCAGAAGAAUCAAAGCUAUGGGUGUAAAGAUGGUGCUCUCUGGAGAAGGUUCCGACGAAGUGUUUGGAGGAUACCUCUAUUUCCACAACGCACCAGACGCCGCCGAGUUCCACCAAGAGUGUUGUCGUCGUAUCAAGGCACUCCACUCAUUCGAUUGUUUGCGUGCCAACAAGUCGACUGCCGCCUGGGGAGUGGAAGUUCGUGUUCCCUUCUUGGACAGAAACUUCUUGGACGUUGCAAUGGACGUCGAUCCAGUGCACAAGAUCUGUAAGGACGCCGACGGUAAAUCGCGUAUCGAGAAGUACGUACUGAGAAAGGCAUUCGAUGUUAAGCAAGGCGAGAAGCCAUACCUUCCAGACUCUGUGUUGUGGCGUCAGAAGGAGCAAUUCUCAGAUGGUGUCGGAUACAGCUGGAUCGGUGGAUUGAAGGAUUACACUGAGGCUGAGAUCUCCGAUGAAGAUUUCGCCAAGCGUGAAAUCCUUUUCCCAGACGACACACCAGCCACCAAGGAAGCUUUUUACUACCGUCGUAUUUUCGAGUCACUUUUCCCAGGAAAAGAGUGUCGUGAAACCGUUGCACAUUGGAUACCAACAUGGGGUGCCUCUCAAGAUCCAUCCGGUAGAGCACAAAGUUUACCAAAUUUAGGUAAAACAAAUUAUAUUUAUGUAUUAAUUAUGUAUUCUAUUCAAAAUGUAACAACAUCAUCAUCAUCAUCAUCAUCAACAACAACAACAACAACAACAAUGUUGAAUUUAAGUGAUUACGAAAGAAUGAGAAUAGCUUCGAAGCUUGGCGAUACAGAAACACUUGGUUCUAUACUUUCUCAAUUUUGUCAAGAUUCAGCUUGUCAAAAAUAUGAACAACAGCAGCAACAAGAAGAAGAGCAACAAUUCUGUUUAUGUAAAUAUAAUUUCUUAAAUCAACGAGAUCAAGAUGGAAUGACAUUUCUUCAUUUGGCAUCAUUAAAUCACUACACUAAAUCAAUCGAACUAUUGGUAGAACAUGGAUCAAAUAUAAAUAUUGUCAACAAUGAUGGACAAACUUCUUUACAUAUGAUUUGUAAUUAUCAAUUUAAUUUGUGUGGCGAAGAGAAUCUUUCGUUGGUACAGUAUAUAGUGAAUCAUGGUGUAGAUACCAAUGUUGAAGAUUACUUUGGCCAUACCGCUGCCUAUUAUGCUUCGUUGAACGGUCGAUUCCUCAUUGUCCGAUGGCUACUAGAAUAUGAAUUGCAAAUGGACGAACUAGUUAGGCAGUCUUCAAAUUCAACCGUUGAAUCUUCAUUGCCAUCAUCGUCAUCAUCAACAACUAAUAAUAAUAAUAAUAAUAUACUAUCAAAAUCAUUGUUAUCAAAUUCAAACACAUCACUUUUAAAUAGAAAUAACUCAACAAGACACCAACAACAACAAACUGGUAGCUACUGUAGAAACUAUCAGUUGGUAUAUCAACCAUUGAAAUAUAUAAUUUCGAUUGCAUAUCCAUUGAUAGAGAUCAUUUGUUGCAUGCCAAUCAUGGACGAUCACAACUCGACAAGCACUCUGAGUAGAUCUACAAACAGUCGUCCCAUUACAACAGUGAUGACUCCAAACACACGGACAUCAUUACUAAGAGAUUUCUCUAGUUAA